Physcomitrium patens is the source of this 5735-nucleotide messenger RNA. NCBI's taxonomy places the organism in Eukaryota, Viridiplantae, Streptophyta, Bryopsida, Funariales, Funariaceae. The record is from RefSeq and is a predicted model, not a curated record.
UCGAGUCAGUAGUUUAAGUAGAAAUGUCGAUCAAGGCUGAAAAUUUGUCUUUGCGGAUAUAGUUUGAUUUUUCGGACCAGUAUUUGGUUUAUGUCUCGAGCUUGAUGCGACGCAGUAUCUUCAGUUCAGUGAGUGCAGUUUCUACUUGCAUUGAUUUGGCUUCAGAAAAUGCGUAGCCAUCGUGAAUUGCUGAGUGAAUCCGUCCCGAUGGGCUCCAAUCCGAUUCCCCCAAUUCUUCCUCUUGAACCCAGUCUGACCUUCCUGCCUGGUGAGAUCGAUUAUCUCUUCUAUGGAGGGCCUCCGGUGGCCCCGCCACACGUACCUUAACUUGCUGUUGAAGUUGAGAACCACGAGGCCCACGCUGAUGCUGUAUAGGCCGCCUUGAUCGCACCAUUCCAAGCUGCAUAACGAAAUUGUCAACUUGGUUUGCCUGCUUGCUGCAGCGCAUGAAGUUCCUGAGCUGUGUUCAAAACUUCAGCAAAGAUUCAUUUGAUAGAAUCUGAUGCAGGAGUAGUUUGUUGCUUGAUGCGUUUAGCUAUCCACGCUGAUGCGUCUGUUGGCGGUGAUAAAACUAUGAUCGCGCUUGAAAUCAAUCCUAUGGUCGCUUUGAAUGCGGUCAGCAUUCACAGCCUUACACUUACUCUGCAGCUCCUCAAUUGAUGUUUUCAUUGAACCAGAAACUAAUAUUUACUUCAAGUAUCGGUCUCUACCAAUCUCCUCUUUCUCUUGGAUUUCAUACCUUCUUCAGUCUGUAUUGUUUGUGCAUGUUUCUAUGUUUUGAUUUUUAGUCGUAAAAAUUCAGUAUGGCACUACUACUGAGAACUAGUCGUGUUCAGAAUACCAAAAGAUUGUGAUUAGUAGAAGUUCAUUUGGGUUUUCUUGGUAAACAUUUGAAAUGCUAUCUUGUUUUGAAACCAGUCAGUGGAAGUGUGAACCAUUUUUUAUUUCAAUACUGAACUGUGAUGAUUUUCAGAAAUAGGGUGAGAAGAACUCUCACAGAAUGAAAAGUUGUAGCGAACCUUGCGAGGAUCAUUGCUCUGUGAGCUUCGCUUCCUGCAAUGUGAGCUCUACUUGGCGGCGCACAAGUCAGUAAUUGUUUGGUCCAAAAGCUACUCAAAGGACUCUUCUGCUAGUAUUACAUAUAUUAAGCAUAUAAGCGUCCAUGAACAGGACAUUCGCAAGAACUUUUCAGAGGACUUUAAGAACGUCCAUAGGACCAACUUCAUUCUCUGCCAGAGGACCAUCAGAAUACCAUCACCUCAUGGGCCAAUUCAUAAUUGGAUCACAAACAAUGUUUCUAGAUUGUGGUUCAAAUCUUCAAAAUACCAAAUUUCCUUCGUGAGGUUUCAAUCACAUCUCCGAUCUGGUCGUGGUCGUGGUCGUCGUCAUCGCAGUCCUUUUAUUUUUAUUUUUGUUUUUUAUUUUUUAAUUUUGUUUUUUGCUUUUUCAUCCUUAUUUCCAGCAGGGGUCCUCCCGGCUAUGGCGCCGCUUUCUCGAUCCCUUCACCUUGGAUUACACGAAACGGCUACUCGUCGCUGGUGUUCUUCAACUCCACAUCGGCAGGGAUGAAUAUUAGAGUUCUUAUUAGUUCUGUCUUGUAGUUCGUAGAGAAUUUGGCCCCGCGUAGUGAUAUGCUUGUUGAGAUUAGGAUUAUUAGCUUUGUUUCGAUUGCAGUAGCGGGCAUGUUUGAAACUUGAGAGCAUUUUUUCGCAGAGUUUUGUUUCGGUAUCUCUGAGGCUUAGGGAGUAUUUACUCGCAGGCGUGAGUUGAUGCAGUUGCGGAUUCGGGAUACGUGUAGUAAUUGUAUGAUUGUGGAGAUGUGACGUCGUUGCACCGAGCGAAUCUGAAAGGGGAGUUGAGCUGCAGAUAUAGAGGAUUAGCUCCAGCGAACAAGAUCCUGUGAUUCUGUAAUUACAGAUCAAGGGAUAUGGCCAAUGCUGAGGUGUUCGACUCAUUCUUUCGGAGGGCGGAUCUGGACCGCGAUGGUCGUAUUAGUGGCACUGAGGCCGUUGGAUUUUUUCAGGGCUCCGGACUGCCGCAAGCUACUCUUGCCAAGAUUUGGCAAUUUUCAGAUAAAAACCGUGCGGGCUUUCUUUCACGGCAGGAGUUUAUCAAUGCAUUGAAACUUGUGACUAUUGCACAGACGGGGAGAGAUCUUACUCCAGAGUUGGUGAAGGCAGCCCUAAAUGGUCCAACAGCUUCAAUAAUCCCCCCUCCACGUAUCAAUGUACCAAUUCCACCUCAUUCUAAUUUCGGUCAAACUCCUCCAGCUCAGACUCCGCCCACAGCUCCACAAGGUAGCUAUGGCCAACAAUUCCCCUCACAAAGUGGUUAUGGUCAACAAUUAGGUUCACAGGGAGGGUUAGCACACCCACAAUCUUUAUCAUUGGGUGGUGCUAUACCACAAAUGUCUCAACCCCAAGGUCGUUUCCUUUCUGUUGGAAGUAUGCCUCAAGGAGCAUCAAUGAUGCAGCAGCCUCCUAGGCCUGGUUUUUCUACUGCUGCCCCAGGGAUGACACAGACCAGGCCUACCUUGGGGGGUCUGAUGGGAAAUUCCUCCCAACCGUCUGGAACACAAUUCUCUAGCAGCCCCGGUUUGUCAACUGGGGUUGAAUUACAGUCCUCUGUCAUUUCGGGAUUGCCAAGACCAACCGCUCCUAAUGGCAUGCUAUCUACAGCAGCUUCUCUGCCAAGUACAACAAAGGUGCCACCUGUCCAAGCAUCGGGGGCUGGAGGUCUCAAGUCUGGGCCGGGGUCUUUCAGUCUUGGGGAUCUUUAUGGAGCACCAAUACCUACAAGACCCGCUGGGGCUGGUCCUACACCGAAGUCGAAGUCUACUCCUGAAUUGCAAUCUUUGGGAGAGACUUUCAGGACAGAUCCUGUUGGGCCUACGGCGCUAGGACCUACAAUUCUUCUCUCGUCCUCCAGUUUAGGUUCUGAACCCUCUGGAGUUUCACAGACAACAGAUUUUGGUUCCGGGUACGGUGUACGAUCCCUGAGUGGACCCGGGGUGACCUCCCCAUGGCCGCAGAUGACUUCAAAUGAUGUUCAACGAUAUACUCGUGUGUUCAGCGAGGUGGAUACUGAUCAUGAUGGGAAGAUCACAGGAGAGCAAGCUCGCCAGCUUUUUCUUGGCUGGCAACUACCUAGAGAGGUACUCAAGCAGGUAUGGAAUCUUUCUGAUCAAGAUGGUGACAGCAUGCUAUCAAUACGUGAGUUUUGCACAGCGCUGUAUCUCAUGGAGCGCUUUAGGGAGGGUCGACCUCUGCCUCCAAGUCUUCCACCUGGAAUUCACCUUGAUGAUCCCCGUGGUUCUGAAGGACUGGUGCCUGCAGCUCAGCGUCCUGGUUAUGGUGCUUCUAACUGGCAACAAGAAGGAAAUUUGCAACAAAUGGGCCCUGGAUCUGGAUCAGUAUCUGGUCCUGGUCCUAUACGUCCCACUCUUUUGACCACACCAGCAGGGCAGAUGCAUCUCCAAAACUUAACAUCCAGUGGAGCAGCUGGUGCUGAACCCUCCAAGGAUGCUUUUGGAGAAUUCAAUUUUUUGAAUAAAAGAAAGCAAUCUGAAAAAGAAGUGUCAAAUUCUAUGCCUGCCCCAAAUGCCUUGCCUGUUUCCAAUACCAUGUCAAGGAGCCUAGAUAUCCCCGUGAAUAAAGUUAUCAUAGAUAGGAGGUUGAUGGAUCACAGAGAGAAAUCAGCAUAUUAUCGCACGAAACUCCAAGAAAUUGUUUUGUUUAAAAGUCGUUGUGACAAUAAGCUCUCGGAGAUAACGGAGAAAGCUGCUGCAGACAAGCGGGAGGUGGAUUCGUUGGCAAAAAAAUAUGAUGAGAAAUUCAAGGCUGCAGCAGAAGUGAAUGCUCAAUUAGCCGUGGAAAAUGCGAAUCUUCGAGAUGCUCAGGAGAAGAAGUUGGAGCUUGUAGAUGCUCUUUUCAAGAUGGAACAUGGUGGUGAUCCCAAUGCUCUUCUUCAGAAAAGAGCAAAUCACAUUGCAACUGAUUUGGAUAAGUUAAAGAAAGCACUUCGUGAUCGUGGUCAACUUCUAGGUGUGGAGGUCAAUCAGAAGAUCCCGAAGGAGAUGCCCUUCGGCUGGAUGCAAAACACCCAAGAGAAAGCUGCUGAAUGGAUUGAAUGGGAUGCGCUGGUGGAUCGAGACUUUUCUGUGGUUGAAGCUCUGACGGAUGAUACGGUCAUUACGGAAAAGGCUCCCGCUGCAGCCAGUUUGGGGAAAGAAGAAGAGAAUUCACUAGAUAGCAACAUCAAUCAUAAGAUAGAAGUUCCUUCUAAUUCAGACUCAGGCCUCACAGAUAAAACUUCUCAAAACCCUAGUGAAGCCUCACCAAGAGCUGUGGCUGAGGUUUCUGCAAGUGAUGUUUCGUCUGCGGAACCUUCUGAUAUAAAACCUGACUCUACCUCAUCAAUUCCAACAACCAAAUCCGGUGGAAGAUAUGCAAAUGUAACAGAGUCGCAAGAAUUUGGCUCAGACUUGUUUAACAGCUCAACAGCUGCAAGCUCUCCCACAAGCAGUUCGGAAGUUGGACGUGGGUCUUUCACACCAGAUGCGUUUGCUGGAAUAGGAUCUUCUUGGGGUUUUGGAUCGAAUGAUGAUGAUGCAGAUAUAGGUCCCCGAGCUUCAUGGAGUUCUCAGAGUAAUCCGCCUAGCACUCAGGCAUCUCUUGAUGUCACAAACUCGCGAGGUGCCACGCGAUUCAGCAAAUCAUCAGCUUCUUUUGGGCAAGAGGGUUCUUUUGACUUGGGCUCGCCACGAACUUCAAGCAUCGAUGGAACCUCUAGCCCUACAAGGGUCUUUGAACGAAAUGAAACUAGUCAUAGUCAUGAUUUUGACUCUAGGGCUUUCGGUUCAAAGCAUUCCAACAGGAAUUCAUCACUUUUUGGUGGAAAUUUAAGUCCUAAAGCUGCUUCUUUGCCUUCACUGUUCGGUGGCAGCCCUAGAGCCUCCAAGCAGGAUGAUGGUUUCAAGAGCUUUUCGCGAUUUGAUUCUUUUGGACCUGGAAGUCCUUUAGCCCCAACCAGAGCUUCAGGUGAGGACCGACCCAGUAAUUUUUUUAAUCGACUUGACUCAUUCAGCAGCGUUCAUGCUGAUGGAGCUAAGGGCAGUGGCUUUCACUCUGAUGAUGAGUCAGAUAUUUUCUCAGCGUCUGGACCUUUCAGUGCGAAACAGUCGCAAGUAUCUGAUGGCUGGAAAGCUUUUUAGACAGGAAUGCAGCUCGUAAUUAUGUUACACUUUUAUGUCGAGUUCUAUUUUAGUACUACGACUUGUCUUAAUGCUUUGUACUCGUGCAAGUGAUAGUUCAGGUGUACUAACUAGUCAAACUUCACUCAAACUUUCUUUGAAUGGAGGUUCAGUUGAGUUUCUAUUCGUUCUAGAGCUUUGUUACUGGGAUACCAAUACGUAGAAGGUUAACUGAUAUUCUUCUGCUUCUGCAUUUUGAUAUUUGGUGAGUGGUCUCUGAGGGGAUUGUAGAAUUUUUGUAAGGUAUUCAAGUUUUAAGUAGUUUCUCAGUUGCCUAAAAGAGCAGUUGGUUUUUGUUUAAAUGGACUGUUGAUUACAUGCUGUAGCAAUUCCUUUUAUCACUUAAUUCAAAAGUGUAUCUGGAGUAGAGAUUUUUUGAUUUAGCAUACAUAGCAGUUUGGUUUGAGCUAUUAAAAUGUCCACAACCUUAGAACUGAUGCAUUUGAUGUUUACUACCUUAGUAAUAUGAUAUUAUUUGAGCAGA